GCACGGAGGAGAGGGAGCGUGAGGAGGGGGGAGAGAGGCAACGAGACAGACAGAGGGGAGGGAAGAAGGGAGGAGGGAGUCCAAGCUCUGAGAAACAUCACUCCAUCUCUCUCACUCCACAGGAGCUGAGCAAGGAGCAGGACGAUGUUUGACAACACGCAGUACCCCUAUAACUGCUUUAAUUAUGAUGGGGAUGAUUAUCCUACCUGUAGUUCUGACGAAGAGAAAAAAUUCACCAGACCGGCGUACAGCUACAUUGCCUUAAUUGCAAUGGCCAUCCAGCAAAGUCCUUCAAAUAAAGUCACCCUCUCUGGCAUUUAUGACUUUAUAAUGAAGAAAUUUCCUUACUACAGAUCAAAUCAAAGAGCCUGGCAGAACUCCAUCCGACAUAACUUAUCGCUUAACAGUUGUUUUGUAAAGGUUCCCAGAACAGAAGGGAAUGAGAAGGGGAAAGGAAACUAUUGGAGCUUUGCAACGGGAUGCGAAUCCAUGCUGGAUCUCUUUGAAAACGGGAAUUACAGGCGAAGACGGAGGAGGAGGAACGUGAAAAGGGAACAUAAGGAGCAGAGAUCAAGCAGAGGGAAAAGUCCUUCAUCCCCCGUUAUGUCUUCUAUGGACUCCGCUUUAAACAACAUUUCUUCUUCUGAAAGUAAACACGAAAGAACUGAAUCGGGCCCAAGACUACUGGAGCCUCGUGGGUUUGCUCCAAACAGCGUGACCAACAGGCAAAGCCUAAGCAAUUCCUCCUUAGCAAAAUCGGAUUCUGAAAUUAAAUUCAGCAUCGAUUACAUCCUCUCAGCCCCUGACCCUUUGCCUGUCGUGAGAUCUCAAUAUAAUAGGCAAGAAAAUAAAUAUCAUCUCCUGGAGGCCCAGCAAAUUAAUCUCCAGUUCUGGACAAUGUGAUGUUAUUUAUUCGUGGUAACAAAAUCUGAGUUGCAGUGUAUUCAGCAGCUUCAUGUCACUGAAAUUCAGGCGCCUGCCUCCUCGUUUGCUUCCCGAGCAGUACUCAGAAAGGGUUACCGAUUCACGAGCUGAUACUCUGUCUGUACCCAAAGAACUUUGCUAAGAUUAAAGCAUAAAUAACAGUUACCAAUAUCGGUUUUCACUACGCUGAAAUUAAUGAAAUUCUAGCUUUGUUUUCUUAACUGUCGUGGACAUCAUUUAACACCACAAAAAAAUUUCCUUUCUCAAGCAGAAUCUGACAGAAAAGAGACUUGCUUAUCACCCAUUGCUUUAUUAAAGACAAAGUGAAUUUGAUUCCACUUACACUGGUGGAAAUUAGGAUUAAUUCCACUGAAGUAUAUAGGUCAGAACUUAAGCUGAUCUAAAACAGUGUAAUUCUGUCGACUUACACUGGCUGAGAAUGUAAGGGGAGCGGGGGGGGGGGGCUUAGUUUUCUUAAAAGGAAUCACAGAAAAUCACUCUGUCUUCCCUUAUUUUUUAUUUUAUCGUCAUGUUUCAAACUGUUGUGCAGCUUUAAUUCAUCAUUAAUUAGAAAAUGUAGUUAUUAAUGUUUUUAAAGUAUAUUUUUGUUGAUAUUCAGGGCAGAGUUGUUUAAACUGUUGAAGUGAAGUUGUAUUCAAAAUAAUUCCAAGAAAGCUAAUUGCAAGGCUGUUGAACUCUGGUUGACUUUGAUGGGUAGUGUGACAGAGGCACAGGGCCUCUUAAUGCCUUGGUUUAAAAAAAAUAACCCUCUCCCCUUGUACUAUCAGAAAGCUUCCUGAGAUGCUGCAGGAAAGUCCUUGAAUAUAUUUCAUUUAGCAAGUGUGAAGGGACACCCAGCUUUGCAAGAAGCUGUAUCCAGUGUUGACCAAAGCCAAAAUUCUACCUACCUGCUUUGAGACAAGUUGUAUAUUCCUAUUAAAUAGAUUUUUAUUGAUCCUUCUUGGAAGCAAUUACCAAAGUAGUACUUGAUACGAUUUCAGCAAAGCUGGUGAGGUUUAUAACUUACAGAUAGCAAUGUUAGAUCAUGAGCUCCAUUUCUAAAGAAAGCCGUUUCAUUACCAUUUACAUGCGGUCGGGUAUUUCAGAACAGAACCUGAUGGACAAUGAUGAACUGUAACGAGCAUUUAAGAACUUGCUUUUAUACAACUUGUUCACAAUUAAUUGCUUCCCAGUACCUUGGGCAGCAUUAGUAAAGACUCCACAAAAUCUUGGUUUUGGCUUGGCUACUACAAUCUUCACCUACUGCAGAUAAUAGAAAAAAAAGACAAGGAUUCUGGUGGUUUUAAGCAAUUAUAUACAGAGAGGUAAAAUUAUCUUUGCAACAUGAACUAAAGGUAAAUGAAGGUAUAUGAGAUAAGAUUAAGCAAAAUUGUGCUAGAGGUAUGCUCAGGCAUGACUUGAAUUUUUAUGCAGAAGCUUUGACAUUUCACUAAGUUAUUUUACAUUGUGUCUAAUAUAUACUGUACAUUUAUACUAUAUAUUCUUAUAUAUUGUUAUUGAGAAAGGGAGCAAUAUCACUGCACUUAUAUGUUGUAAAAAUGCAUGAUGUAUGUUGUCAUGAUGCUGAAACUCCUGCCAUAUACUUAAAAUUUACCAUCAGUGGUAUUUCACACUGAUUGGUAAUAAAUGCUCAUUUUUUGGAAAACUAUAAAACUUGCUAUCUUCAGGCAUUUCCAUAGCAUGCAAAAGUCUUCGCUUCUUCUUCAAAAUAGACAAAAUGGAAAAUCAUGUCAGUUACAUCACUGCAUGUCUUCCAAACUUUGAAGGGAUGAUUUCUUGUGACCAAAUUUUGCCUUCAAACGGGAGCUUUCCAUUCUCUGUGAAUCGAUGGUUAUGCUGGGCAAUUAUCUGAAAGCAAAAUUUGGCUCAUUAGACCUGAUUGAUCUGCUGUUUACAUUGGUGUUAGAAAAAGAAGAAAACCUCUGGGGUCACUGGGCAGGUGGAUUCUCAUUUGAAGAGGGACAAGGAUUUGCUCCUUUAGUAUUUAUGUUCAGUAGUAAAUAGAUGUGGGAAGAGCAUGUCCUCAUUUAGUACUUCAAUGUAUGCAUGCGCUCACAUGUGGGUUGGUAUGUAUGCACCUCUAGGAUCCUCCCUACAUUUAUAUAUUCAUGCUUUAUAUGCAGAUUUUUUUCUUGACUGUUUUAAACAUGGCAAUGCUGCUGUUAGGCUGAUAGUACACAUCUGCAGUGUAUUUGAAAUAUAUAUUUUUUGCUGUGAAAUGUGCGAAUACGAUUCUUACUAUGUGUUCUUUGUUAAUGCUGUUAGCAAAAGGUAACUCAAUGACAGCGAAAGUUCCUCCUAAGCAUACACCUUACCCAGGUGAACACAGUGGGCCGCUGAGACUAAUGGAGAUACAGUUAUGGCUACUAAGCAAUAUAGGAUAAAUGUAUUAGGAAAGGCAGAAAUACACCCAGGUGGAUUUACAGCAGAGAUCCAAAACCAUUUUCAGUAAGAUGAAUUAAUAUUCACAAAUAGCCAUGUCCUUUGCUCACAGUAAAGUGCCUGCUAGGAGAGACAGUCAUACUUGAGUUUCCCUAACAUAUAAUCAAAGAAAUUUGUGUACAAAUAGGUGUUAACAUUUGUUUUGCAAAGGAUAUCAAUCAUAUUUCAAAAAAUGAAGGGACAUAUUUCAAUUUACCCAGUAUAUUAUAUUCUGACGACUCCAGAAAGGUUUCCAGCACUUAAAGUGAAUGGCAUUUAAUAUAGAACAACAUAACAGGGGUGAGGGCUAGACGUGACCUUAUUCAAAUGUCGUAGCCAUUACAAAGCCAUUCCCAAUGUAAUUAUAAUUAAAUACUUUAUGCCUUU
Aquila chrysaetos chrysaetos is the source of this 3753-nucleotide messenger RNA. RefSeq names its product forkhead box L3 (gene FOXL3). Gene Ontology annotation, biological process: anatomical structure morphogenesis; regulation of transcription by RNA polymerase II; cell differentiation. Lineage: Eukaryota; Metazoa; Chordata; Aves; Accipitriformes; Accipitridae. Gene Ontology annotation, molecular function: RNA polymerase II cis-regulatory region sequence-specific DNA binding; DNA-binding transcription factor activity, RNA polymerase II-specific. Bases 145 to 903 code for a protein of 252 amino acids. The transcript is spliced from 3 exons. The record is from RefSeq and is a predicted model, not a curated record.